Ilyonectria robusta is the source of this 462-nucleotide messenger RNA. Its product is annotated as bola protein. The record is from RefSeq and is a predicted model, not a curated record. NCBI's taxonomy places the organism in Eukaryota, Fungi, Ascomycota, Sordariomycetes, Hypocreales, Nectriaceae. The transcript has a single exon. Bases 1 to 462 code for a protein of 153 amino acids.
AUGAUUUGCAACGCCUGUCGUGCUGGCCUGCGCACCGCCCGCGCCAAUCCCCUCCGCACAAUUGCCCUCCGCGCAUCAUCGGUAUCCUCAUCGACGUCCUCACCGUCCUCUCGCCUUAUCGCCGCAAUCACUCUCCAGUCAACGUCCUUCACGCGCUCCUUCUCCGCUUCCCGCACCCUCCGCUCGGUCUCCGCCACAAUCGACGAAGAGCUCCCUUCUAUGUCCCCCGCCGAGAGCGCCAUCGCGGAGCUCCUUGCCGAGAAGCUCUCCCCGACGCAACUGCUCGUCCAGGACGUCUCGGGCGGCUGCGGUAGCAUGUACGCCAUCGACAUCACCUCGCCGGCGUUCCGUGGCCAGACCAUCCUCAAGCAGCAGCGCAUGGUGAAUGCGGCGCUGGGCGAUCUUGUCAAGGGCUGGCAUGGUGUGCAGAUCCGAACCAAGGUUCCUGCGGAGGAUGCUUGA